UUAGUCAUUUUUAAAGAAAAGGAAGAACACAAGAGAGGAGAAGAACUACAAAAAGAAUCAAUCAAUUAAUAACUCUAUCUCUCUCUCUGAGUCUCCGUGGAUCUGCUCUUUCCGGUAAUAUUUAAUUUCCCCGGUGAUUACAUGAGUUUCGCCGCCGGCGACUGGUCCUGAGAGUGACCUUUACUCCAUGGGCGACACUACCGAGGUCUUCAAAACCUUCCGUGGUCUGGUUGAUAGCGCUGACCGCAAAUUCGCUAGGGUUCGUGACGUCCCAUCGUAUGGUCAUGGACACAACCAUUACUUCCACAAGGUCUUCAAGGCUUACACUCGUCUCUGGAAGUUCCAGCAAGAGAACCGUUUGAAGCUCGUCGAGUCUGGUCUUCAGAGAUGGGAAAUCGGUGAAAUUGCGUCGAGGAUUGGUCAGCUUUACUACGGUCAGUACUUGAGGACUAGUGAAGCAAGGUUUCUGCUCGAAUCUUACAUUUUCUAUGAAGCUAUACUUAAUCGUGGUUAUUUCGAGGGACCAAAAGGGGUGGCCAAGAAUCUCAAUUUGCGGUAUAAGGAGUUGAGGUUUUAUGCGAGGUUUCUCAUUGUUUCGUUGCUGUUGAAUCGGUCUGAAAUGGUGCAAAUACUCGUUGAGCGGUUUAAGGCUCUUGUUGAUGAUAGCAAGGCUUCUUUUCGGGAGAAUAACAUCAAAGAAUGGAAGCAGGUGGUACAAGAAAUUGUACAGUUUUUGAAAGCUGAUUUAGCUUUUACAAAUGCAAGGACUCUUCGAUAUUGUGCUUUGUUUGACUCCCAUCCUACUUCACUUCCAUAUGUAGCUCGAUUCCAUGCAAGGAGGGUUCUGAAGUUGAAAGAUGCAUUGCUGAUGAGUUAUCACCGGAAUGAGGUCAAAUUCACAGAACUAACUUUGGAUGCUUUUAGAAUGCUGCAAUGUUUGGAAUGGGAACCUAGUGGAUCUUUCUACCAAAAACGUCCAGUGGAAUCAGCCAGCAAUGGUGUAAGUGACCAGUCUGGACCAUCUGGGCUUAUUGAUAUAAACAUUGCCAUGGAUAUGACAGAUCCAACUCUACCUCCAAAUCCUAAGAAGACUAUUCUUUAUCGUGCAUCAGCGCCACAUUUGGUAUCUGUUCUUGCUACGUUGUGUGAAGAGCUCCUUCCAGAGAGUGUGUUACUAGUGUAUUUAUCAGCAUCAGGAAAGGCUGGUCAAAGUCCUCAGAUGGAAAGUUUGAAAGCUUCAAGGAUCCCUUCAAACAUGAAAGGAGAUUCAAGUGUCUAUUUCGGGAAUUCUUUAUGGCUGGGGCCUAGAGGAAGUGGAGGUUCAAACCACUUUUACCCUGGUGAUAUCAUUCCUUUUACCAGAAUACCUCUGUUCCUCAUUAUUGAUAGUGACAAUAGCCAUGCGUUCAAGGUGGUGCACGGUGCAGAAAGGGGAGAGACUACCGCGCUGCUUCUUUCUCCCACAAAGACGGUAUUCCGGAGCUCAACUGGGGCUGAUCUAACUCAGAAUGGUAGCCAGUUUACAUUUUUCCUUACUUCUCCUUUACAAGCUUUUUGCCAAUUGUUUGGCCUCUCACCCUCUGAUACUGCUCCGGGUAUGUACAACAAAGCUGAGAACAUACUCGCCACUGCCUUUUCUGAAUGGGAAGUGAUACUCUGUAAAUCAACUUCCCUCGAUUUGGUGUGGGCCCAAGUUUUAUCUGAUCCAUUUCUACGCAGGCUUAUUCUCAGGUUUAUAUUUUGUCGGUCUGUGCUUUCUCUCUUCUGCCCUCCAGGGGAUAAUGAGCAAUAUCUACCCGAGUGCUUACCCCAUCUUCCGGAUUCCGUCUCUUCAAGCUCUGAAGCAGUUCAAUCUAUUGUCCUCCAUCUGGCACAUACCCUUGGUGUUGAGUGUUUCCAGUCCAAGCAUACAUAGCUAAAAGCUGGAGAAAUUAUGAGAUCAUCAAAUUCUCGAAUCCAAGAAGUUAAUUUGAUGGGUCCUGAGACGAGGGCAUGCAGUUCAAGUCGCAGGCUCAUAUCAAUGGGUCGUGGGGAAGAAGCUAAUCAGCAACUGAAUUCCCGCCGGCAAUGUUGAGGAGAACAAUUAUUUUUGUUAAGGGAUGGGGGUUGUAAGACAAUUUGGCUAUUUCAGUGUCUUGGCAUACCCCCACUGUUUAUCAAGCGCUUGCUGUGGAUGUCAUAUUGGUAUAAGCCAAUGCAGGCCUGUGUGUCUUGAUUGUCCAAAGGGCAUUGUAUUUAUAUAAUUUGGUUGUCAUUAAUAUUAAAGGAUGGAGGUGUAGCAAAAGUAGAUUUAAUUUAUUUUUAUACCUUGUAAAAGAAACCAAGUUCUUAAUAUAGAGAGGUUAUUCUUCUUGCCAA
Molecule: messenger RNA, 2358 nt
Organism: Macadamia integrifolia
Lineage: Eukaryota; Viridiplantae; Streptophyta; Magnoliopsida; Proteales; Proteaceae
Product: protein SCAI-like
Exons: 9
Coding region: 188-1915 (575 amino acids)
Biological process (GO): DNA-templated transcription
Cellular component (GO): nucleus
Molecular function (GO): transcription corepressor activity
Source: RefSeq, a predicted model, not a curated record